AUGGCGAUAUGGCGACGCCCGUUCAGCACAAGUCACAGCACAAGUACAGUCUUUGAGCAAGAGGAGGGAGAGAUCUCCGAUGGGAGCAUCAAGUAUGUCUUCGAGAAGGGCGGCAACGAUGCCCCGGCCACAUGUCAAGAAGCGACCGGUGCCCCGGUCGAGAACAACUCUCCCCUGGGUUACUCGGUCGGACCCAUUACCAUCAUUUUUCUCAACAUCAGUAAGAUGGUUGGCACAGGCAUCUACUCAACUCCAUCGGCCAUUCUAGCUGGCACCGGCUCCAUUGGGUUGAGCAUGAUCUACUGGGCCAUCGGUUUCUUGACCUCCAUCUCGUCAGGUUCUGUCUAUCUAGAAUUCGCUUCGUACUUCCCCAGCAGAUCAGGGUCUGAAGUAGUCUUCCUUGAACAAGCCUACCCGCGCCCGUUAUAUUUCUUCCCCACGACGUUUGCAGUUCAAUCUGUUCUUCUGUCUUUUAGUAGUAGCAAUGCUAUUGUUCUCGCCAACUACCUCUUUCAGUGCGCCGACACGAAAGGCACAGAUUGGCAAGUAAAAGGAGUUGCCCUUGCUGGAUACACUGUUGCCGUGCUUGCUGUGUCUUUUCACACCAGGUUUUCAUAUCUGCUCUCAAACGGCAUCGGUGUAGUAAAAGUUCUGACACUGGCCUUUGUUGCCAUUACUGGCCUGGUUGUCCUAGGUGGCCAUACCUCAGUGGCCGAUCCUCAGGCGAACUUUCGGACCGCGUGGGAAGGGUCGCCCACCCCCUAUGGGCUCACCAACGCCCUAUACAGGAUCAUAUUUUCCUAUGCUGGCUAUGAGAACGCUUUCAAUGUUGUCAAUGAAGUCAAGAACCCGAUCAAAACAAUCCGUAAACAUGGAUUCAUCGCUCUAAUGAUUGUCACCGUGCUGUAUCUCUUGACAAAUAUAGCAUUUUUCGCUUCAGUCUCGAAAGAAGAGUUGCAGAGUUCCGGCACCAUCGCAGCUAGCCUGUUCUUUCGAGCCGUGUUUGGCUCCAGCGGUGCCGUGCGAGGACUCAACUUUCUCAUUGCCUUGAGCUCGUUCGGAAACCUGAUUGCUGUUCUCUUGGGCUCGUCUCGCAUGAUUCGGGAGUGUGGGCGACAAGGAGUCUUGCCGUUUACCAGUUUCUGGGCCUCCACUAGACCUUUCGGCACUCCGUUGGGCCCGUACUUUGUUAAGUGGUUUCUCACAGCAUUGAUGAUUCUCGCGCUGCCGACAGGAGAUGCUUUCAACUUUGUCAGUGAUUUGUCCGUCUAUCCGACCGCCGCCUUCUCCCUCGCCAUGGCUGUGGGACUAUAUGUCGUACGCUGGCGACGGAGAAAAGCCAACCUGCCCCGUCCUCAAUUCCGAGCUUGGGACCCAGUUGUAAUCUUCAACAUUCUUGUCCAGUUGUAUCUCCUCGUUAUGCCCUGGUGGCCACCGAAUGGUGGACAGUAUGCAGGUGAUGUCAGUUUCUGGUAUGGAACUUACGUUGUCAGUGGGAUUGGAAUUCUGAUUGCCUGCGGUGUUUACUACUUCGUCUGGUCCAAGGCUCUUCCCAAGCUACGCUGUUACGAACUUCGACAGGAGGUUCUCAAUCUCGGCAAUGGUGCGCAGAGUCAUAAAAUUGUGAAAGUACCCGUUGAUGAUGUAGUGGAGUGGGAUUCGACCCAUGAUGCGGUCGGCCGGCCUCUGGAUCGAGGGGUCACGAAUAGUCCACAUGAUGAAGAGAAGGCUGCACGUGCAUCUUCAGAGAACUAA
Pseudomassariella vexata is the source of this 1755-nucleotide messenger RNA. RefSeq names its product amino acid permease-domain-containing protein. Lineage: Eukaryota; Fungi; Ascomycota; Sordariomycetes; Amphisphaeriales; Pseudomassariaceae. Gene Ontology annotation, biological process: amino acid transmembrane transport. The coding region runs from base 1 to 1755 and encodes 584 amino acids. Gene Ontology annotation, molecular function: L-amino acid transmembrane transporter activity. Gene Ontology annotation, cellular component: membrane. The transcript is spliced from 9 exons. The record is from RefSeq and is a predicted model, not a curated record.